AUGCCGGAGAAAUCAGAAGAACAACAACAAGUCCCAGAGAAAUCCCCACCAUGGAAAUUCAUCCUUAUUGGAGUGGGGGUCGUGGUGUUCGCCUUGGCCAUCGGAUUGCCAAUAGGAUUGCUGGCAGGAGGCAGUGGUAGUGAUGAUUCUUCUUCCGCUUUAUCCGCCACCAAUGGAUCUCCCAAUGCAUCUCCCACUAGCAGUGGUGGUAGUGGUGGUGGAAGCCCCAGUGGUGGUGGUGGAAGCUUUCCCAAUCAGCCACCGGUCAGUUCUCCUACCUUUCAGAAUCCUCCCGCCAACCGAGUUCCCAUCAAAUGUUUGCCCGACGAUUAUCGAAUUGAUGCCUUGACGUCGGGUGUUUGUUCGGGUGGACUCCGCCGGGAAGAACUGUACCUUCGAACCUUGCGACAAAUCACUGCCCAAAGUGUCUUGACCAAUCCCAGUCGGCCCCAAGGAAAGGCCUUUGCCUUUUUGCUCAAUUACGAUCCCUACUUUCAAGGAUCUUGUAGUACUACUGGUUUGAAGGAACGUUACAUUUUGAUGACUCUCUUCUUUUCCACCAAAGGAGAGUACUGGUCCCGACAAGUUGGUUGGUGCGGUGGAACCCAACAUUGCACUUGGUCCGGAGUCUCUUGUUCCAGCAGUGGAACCAUUACUGGAAUCGAAUUGGCCACCAACAAUUUGAGUGGUACCAUCCCGGAAGAAUUCUAUGCCCUCCAACACCUCCAACGCAUCAAUUUGUUUGCCAAUUCUAUUUUGGGUACGAUCCCCAACUUUUCGACACUGUACAACUUGAAGGAAAUUGAUUUGCAAAACAACUUGCUGACGGGCAAUGCCUUUCCCACUAGUCUACCCAAUGGUGUGACCCAUUACAAAGUGAGUGGCAACAAUUUGAGUGGCACCAUUCCCACCUCGAUAUUGGACAAGUGGACCCAACUCCAAACCCUUUGGGCGGGUAACAAUCAGAUCAGCGGUACCAUUCCGACCCAAUUUGGAAGACUCAAUCGACUGACAAGUCUAUACCUGUAUGAAAACCGACUCCAAGGCAGCCUCCCGGCACAAUUGGGCAACAUUUUGUUGCAAGAGAUUUGGUUGUCCAACAACUUUUUCGAACAACAAAUUCCGGAAUCUCUACUAUUCUUGGGAAGUCUCAAGUUGUUUCGACUGGAAAACAACGUCUUUUCGGGCAGUCUUGCGACUUGGAUUGGUCUUUUGACCAACUUGCAAGACUUACGAGUCAACAAUAACAACAUUGCUGGAACUGUGCCAGUUCAAUUGGAUCAGCUUACCGAUUUGAAGGAACUACAGAUUGGAACCAACUUUUGGAGUGGCAAUCUGCCAAAUAUCUUCCGCAACCUACAGCAACUCGAGACCUUUGACGCAUCGAAUACUGAUCUGGGUGGCACGAUUCCCACCGCACUCUUCAACAUUCCAACCCUGGAAACCGUCAAUCUUUCCAACUCUCGAUUGUCGGGUAGCAUUCCCAAUACAUUGAGCAAUGCUGGCAAUCUACAGAAACUCUACCUGAAUGACAUGCCCAACCUACGUGGAAACCUCCCGUCUCCUGGUCAAGGACGAUUGGGCAGUCUGACGGAACUUUUGGUCCAUCGAACGGGAUUGACAGGGUCCAUGCCCACAUCGAUCUGUGCCCUGCGAUCGGACUCCUUUUUGGAUACCUUGGAAGCUGACUGCCUUGGAGGAUCACCCAAAUUGCAAUGCGACUUUCCAGAUUGCUGCACUCGAUGCUACUAA
Cylindrotheca closterium is the source of this 1752-nucleotide messenger RNA. NCBI's taxonomy places the organism in Eukaryota, Bacillariophyta, Bacillariophyceae, Bacillariales, Bacillariaceae. The record is from the annotation of a GenBank genome assembly.